CAUGGGGAUGCUGCGUAACGGAAACGAGGCCGCAUGGAAUCAGCACAAACUCAGCCUGUCCCCCAGGCGCAGUAUGCUGAUGAUCCGACGGGUCGUGAGGUCACGGCAAAAAUAACAUUCAGAAAUCAGCCUUCCAGCACCGGGCCCCCGAAUCUGCCAACUAGAGCGAUCGGACUAAAUAUGAUUGGCUGUUAGCAUCAACCGGGCGGAGUUAGUAUAGUUGUCGCAACGCCCUCUCCUCCCGAGUAGGAAUCUUGAGCUGAAAUCGACUGCCUUCACCGGAUAGCCGGAGCACGGGCGCCACCGAGCCGGCGAGAUGAGUACCAAUAUCCGAUUCAAGAACCGCUUUAUCAAACCGGAAGACAGUGAGGAUAGGCAGUAUGUGGGUUUUGCCACGCUCCCCAACCAAGUUCACAGGAAGUCUGUGAAGAAGGGCUUUGACUUCACGCUCAUGGUGGCCGGUGAGUCUGGCCUUGGGAAGUCCACUUUGGUGAACAGCCUGUUUCUCACAGACCUCUACAAGGACAGGAAAUUACUGAACGCAGAGGAACGCAUCAGCCAGACAGUAGAGAUCACCAAACACACAGUGGACAUCGAGGAGAAGGGCGUGAAGCUCAAGCUCACCAUCGUGGACACACCCGGCUUUGGAGAUGCUGUCAACAACAACGAGUGCUGGAAGCCCAUCACAGACUACAUUGAUCAGCAGUUUGAGCAGUACUUCAGAGAUGAGAGCGGGCUCAACAGAAAGAACAUUCUAGACAACCGUGUUCAUUGCUGUCUAUACUUCAUACCACCAUUUGGACAUGGGCUGAGGCCAAUAGAUGUGGAGUUCAUGAAGGCACUUCAUGAGAAGGUGAACAUCAUUCCUCUCAUCGCCAAGGCUGAUUGCCUCACUCCUAAUGAGAUCAAGAAACUCAAGGACAGGGUACGAGACGAGAUCGAGAAGUUUGGGAUCAAAGUCUACCAGUUCCCGGAGUGUGACUCGGAUGAGGAUGAAGAGUUCAAACAGCUGGACAAAGAGCUGAAGGAGUGUACACCGUUGGCGGUGAUCGGCAGUAACACAGUGGUGGAGGCACGGGGACAGCGGGUGCGGGGCCGUGUCUACCCCUGGGGCAUUGUAGAAGUGGAGAAUCAGUCCCACUGUGACUUUGUGAAGCUGCGGAGCAUGCUGAUUCGCUCUCACAUGCACGACCUAAAGGAUGUGACCUGUGACGUCCACUACGAGAACUACAGAGCACAGUGCAUACAGGACAUGACAAGUAAACUAACUCAGGAUAAUCGUGUGGACAGUCCUCUCCCCAUCCUGCCUCUCCCAACCCCAGAUGCAGAGACAGAGAGACUCAUCAAGAUGAAAGAUGAGGAGCUGAAGCGGAUGCAGGAGAUGCUGGAGAAGAUGCAGCAACAGAUACAUGAGAAAGAACAGUGAUAAUAAAACCACACACACACACACACACACACACACACACACACACACACACAUACACACACACACACUCACACUCACAC
Molecule: messenger RNA, 1506 nt
Organism: Clupea harengus (Atlantic herring)
Lineage: Eukaryota; Metazoa; Chordata; Actinopteri; Clupeiformes; Clupeidae
Gene: septin5a
Product: septin 5a
Molecular function (GO): GTP binding
Source: RefSeq, a predicted model, not a curated record